AUGGCUGCGACAGCUACUAGAGGAGCAACGGCUCCUGGAUCUAAGGUCUCCUCGAAAGCUCCCACAUAUCCACCAAAUCAGACUCUCUAUAUCACAAACCUCCCCUCCUCGAAAAUACAGAAGUCCGAUUUGCGCAUCUCGCUCUACACGCUUUUCUCUACUUAUGGCCCAGUUCUCGAUGUUGUAGCUCUGCGAACUAUGAAGAUGCGCGGCCAGGCUCACGUUGUUUUCCGAGAUAUUCAAACGGCGACUCAAGCCAUGAGGGCACUACAGGGAUUUGAGUUCUUUGGCAAAGAAAUGCAAAUCUCGUACGCGAAGUCGAAGUCUGAUACUAUUGCAAAGCUGGACGGGACAUUCCGUAUGCCAUCUGCUGCUGCGGGCGAGGUUACUGCAACAGAGUUGCAACAGAGCAUUUUCAAUGCACCGCCUUCUGCUGCAACCACAACCACGGGACAGACUGGUGGCACCUUGAAGCCUCCUACAGGAGAUCAAGCGCCUGAGGGUGCAAGAAGCCCGACUACGAGUGUGGCAGGUCAGAAAAGGAGGAGAGAUGAGGAAGAUCAUGAGCCAGAAGAGGAUAGUGAAGGCGACGUUGCUAUGGAGGAGGAUAGUGACGACGAAGAAUAG
This is a messenger RNA of Amorphotheca resinae ATCC 22711, 627 nucleotides long. RefSeq lists its product as hypothetical. Gene Ontology annotation, cellular component: U12-type spliceosomal complex. Gene Ontology annotation, molecular function: U12 snRNA binding; pre-mRNA intronic binding. Gene Ontology annotation, biological process: mRNA splicing, via spliceosome. The record is from RefSeq and is a predicted model, not a curated record. The transcript has 2 exons. The coding region runs from base 1 to 627 and encodes 208 amino acids. NCBI's taxonomy places the organism in Eukaryota, Fungi, Ascomycota, Leotiomycetes, Helotiales, Amorphothecaceae.